UAUGCCAGUGUUAUUUUGAAUAACAAAUUGUUUUAGUAGAUUUUUUUUAUAAAUUGUGAUUAUUUUAUGAUACUUCACAAUUGAUCAAAAAAAUUUUCAUAAAAAAUACAAACAAUAGAUAUGUUUGAUAUCCAUUAGAGUGAAAAUUCGCUUUACGUUUCUUACAAAUAUAGAAAAAUGCCUUCUAAAGCAGAAGAUAUUCUCCAAGGUUUUAAAUUAAACUGGAUGAAUCUACGUGAUGCUGAUUCCGGUAAAGUUUUAUGGCAAGGAUCUGAAGAUUUGUCCAAACCAGAUGUGGAACAUGAAGCCCGUGUACCCAAAAAAAUCUUGCGUUGUCGAGCAGUGUCAAGGGAGAUUAAUUUUUCUUCUGUUGAACCAAUGGAAAAGUUUCGUCUGGAACAACGAGUUCUUUUUAAAGGGAGAUGCUUAGAAGAAUGGUUUUUUGACUUUGGUUUUGUGAUACCAAAUUCUACCAACACUUGGCAAUCUUUGAUUGAAGCUGCACCAGAAUCACAGAUGAUGCCUGCUAAUGUUCUAAAUGGAAAUGUGAUCAUUGAAACAAAGUUUUAUGAUGGUGAUCUUCUAGUCAGUACAUCUAAAGUACGGCUAUUUUAUGUCUAAAACAUUCUAUAUUACAUAAACAGCUGUUUUGAUUAGUUUUAUGCACCAGAUCAGUGUGUUCUUACAUGUGUACAUGUGGCUUAAAUAUCUCACUGGCAAUGCAAAUAUAAAUCAUUUGUGGCCUGAUGAUUUACUCACUCAGACUCUUUUUUUUGUUGUUGUUAUUGAUAUUGGCAACAUGACAUUGUUUCAUUUGAAACAAAAAAGGUGAAAUAUAUGAUAAUGUUGUGCAGGUAACUGUCAGAUCUUUUAUGUUUACCUUGCUUUAAACAUUAGACUAGUCAGUUUAACCCAAAGUGAUUCUUUGUUCUUAUUUAACUAAUCUUGUGAGCUUCUGUAUUGAUUGCCAUUUUCUGUGUUCAAUUGUUUACAAAAUUGGUCUGCAGAUGACUGUUGUGUCGUUAGUGAAUGCAAUACUUAAUUGCAGUUAUUAUGGUUUGGUAUUAAUUUUAAUAUUGUCAAAAUGUUUUGCCAAUGAUGAUCAAUUUUGUAUGAAAUGCAUCUGACUUAUAUUAAGAAUGAUAUUUGAAUCCCUUUUUUGUAAAGACUGAACUUGCUGGAGCAAGAUGUAUGUGCAUAAUAAUUUGUAUAUUAAUUGGGUUUUCUUAAUUUGGUUGAGUAAAGAAUAAUCACAUUGUGGCAGUCCUUAUUGAAAGGAAUUGCAUCUGGUAUCUUGAGAUUCUACUAAAUAGUGGCAAUAUAGUUUUGAUGUUUGUGAUGAAGCUUGUGUGGUUUGUAGGAUUUUAUGAACAAAAUCUUUUUGUUAAAAAAUGUUUUAUCUAAAAUUUAGCACUUAAAAUGUAAAAUUUCAUAAAUAUUUUUAAAUCAUAAAACAGUGAUUUUUAAUAGAGCUUUGAUUGUAGAUCAAAUGAAUAUUCAGCUUUGAAUUUUUUUGGCUUCAUGUGCUUGUGAAGGCAUUUUAUAGCAAAGUUAUCAGUUGUGCAAAUGCUUGUAAGAAAGAAUAACAAAUCACAUGCAAUGUUUUUUGCAUAAUUAUUCAAAAUUAAUUCUAAAAAUCUGUUAUUUCUUUUAUUGAUAAUAUUUUAGUUGGCUUCUGUGUUAAAUGAAAAACUAAGUUUAUAUAGUUUUUGCUUGAUUCGGAGUAAAAAAUUCUCUUCCAAAUAAAAGCAUUCAUUGAUUGUAUUAAUUUAAGAUGUUGUUAAAUUAUAAAUUAUGUAUGUAAAUACAAUGUCUUAUCACUUUAAUUUUAAAAUGUAUAUAAAUAGUGAGCAAUGAUAUUUCAAAUUCAGGUGAAAUAUUUCAAUUUAACAAUGCAUCUUAAAUCUUCAUGUCUUCUCUAAGUGAAAUUAAAGUGAGACGGCCUUACUAAAAUAAAAAGCAUGAGUUUUUGUAAAUUAAAUUAUAUUUUAAAUAAUUAAAUAUAUGCAUAUCAUUUGUAAAAGUAUCUGUUUGAAUGCAUCAUGUAUGAAUCACAUGCUAAAAUUUAAUUACAAACUUUUUGAGGGAAAAAAAAAAAUGUUUUGAGAAAAAAAAUGAUUUUUUUUUCCAAAGCAUUUUGGGUUAUUUCUGUAUAAACUAAUCCAUCUUUAUAAAUAGGAACAAUCAUAAUUGUUGUUUUACUAAUUGCUAUAACUUCUUUUUCAAUACUUACUUUUCAGUUUACUGAUAAUUUCUAAGGUUUUAUACUUUAAAAUGAAUAUGUUUAUGAAGAUUAAUGUGCAAAAAAGCUUCAAGCAAUUUCAUUAUUAGGGAACAAUUCUGAGUGUUUUCUUUAAUUAUGUCAGUUCAGAAAAGAAAAUUAAGGUUCAACCUAAAUAUUGAUAAAUAAUUUUCAAAGUGCAUUAAAUAUAUGAAUUAAUUAUAAAUAUAAUAUUGAAUGUAUUUCAUUGAAUUUAAUAAAACAUCUCAUACUUUUUGCAAGCUGUUAGAUAAAACUACCUUUAAUUGCUGUGAUAUAUGAUAAUUCCUCCAAAUGUCAUCCAUUAUUUGAUGAAAUGUCACAGUUUCAUAAAAUAUAUUUUAAUGAAUAUUUCCCCCAUAAUUCUUGAUAAUUUGUCAAAACAAAUUGUAAUCUAUGAGUCUUAUGCAUCUUCAAUUUUUGAUAAGACUGAAAAAGUUGAUUUUUAUCUUGUAAUCACAUUUUUAUGUGGGACAUAAAUACCUAAUUUUUAUGUCCUGAAAUUUGAAUUUUGAAAUGAAUAACUGACAUUAACUUGCUGGCCAGGGAAACUUUCAAGGAAAAUUCAAGUAACAAAAUGUGGUAAAGGGGAAUAUUUUACGGUUUCUUGGUAUUUUUUGCCCACAACCAAAAAUAUAGGUUCAUUUCUUUAAUUAAAUUUAAAAUAUAAACUUUCUCUCUUUAUUUAUUUUUUUAAGUUAAUUUUCUCUUCUACAUACAUAUUUAUCAGAUAUUAGUUAAAAAAAAACAAUACUAGUGAUACAUUGUAUGCAUUUUUUUUAAAGCUUUGGAAUACUCUUGUUAAUAUUCUCUCAUUUUCAAAUAUUCAUUACAAUUAGAUGUUUUAUAUGUAUGAAAUGUUUCUUUUUUACCUUAUUUUCCAAUGAACAUAUUUAUAAUUGGAUUGUUUCUUAACAGUCAAAAUUUUCUUUUUGCAUAGAAAUCACAGAAAAUACAUUGUUUCUUUUGUUAUCUACUAUACAUUGUAGUAUGUCUAAUAUCAAAUCUUCCAGAUUUUUUUUUUCUUCAAAAUUAUUCAAAAAUUAGUUGUUUUUUCCAAAGCAAUUUCUUUUUUUGUAAGUAAAGCAGUAAUAAGUACUGUGAUAAAAUAAAUGUAAUCAUGUUCAUUAUGAUGAAAUAAAUUUUUAAAUAAAAGGCAGAUUUUUGUUCAGUCAGCGAGAUGAUGAGAUUGAAAUUAAGUAGUUAUGUGCAUCUUCUUCAUGAUGUACAGAAACAAAUUUUAAUUUCUCUUCAUAUAUUUAAGUUUGAAAAAUAAAUUUGUUCUCUUUAAAAUAAAUUAGUGCAUGUAUAUCUCCACUAAUAUUUGAAUUUGAAUUUUGUUCCAUUUCUUGUGCUGUGAUACCAUUCAUACUGUUCAGAAAUUAGAUAUAUGUUAAAUUAUUUGUUUAUGUGAAUAUUAAUUCUUAAAAGAAUAUUAAACUGAUUCUCAUGUGUGAUGUACUUAAUAUGAAUGAUACUUGUUCGAAUCCAGCACUUUACAUCACAACACUAUGCUACACUCAUUCUAUUUAUAUAUUGACUAUAGAUGUACAUUUUGAUUUCAAAUUGCAAAUAUUUGCAAUCCUUGUUGCUGGCAAUGCACUAUAUAUUUUGUUCUCUGAAGAAUGUACCUUUUUGUUUAUUUUGCCUGAAUAUAUAUUUAUUUCUGUAUAUCAAUGUUCAUUAUGGAAUAAAAUUCACAUUCAAUUGUGA
This is a messenger RNA of Argiope bruennichi, 3973 nucleotides long. RefSeq names its product retinal rod rhodopsin-sensitive cGMP 3',5'-cyclic phosphodiesterase subunit delta-like (gene PrBP). Gene Ontology annotation, cellular component: cytoplasm. NCBI's taxonomy places the organism in Eukaryota, Metazoa, Arthropoda, Arachnida, Araneae, Araneidae. The record is from RefSeq and is a predicted model, not a curated record. The coding region runs from base 178 to 621 and encodes 147 amino acids. Gene Ontology annotation, biological process: sensory perception of light stimulus. The transcript has 6 exons.